This is a messenger RNA of Trichomonas vaginalis G3, 408 nucleotides long. RefSeq lists its product as uncharacterized. NCBI's taxonomy places the organism in Eukaryota, Parabasalia, Trichomonadida, Trichomonadidae. The record is from RefSeq and is a predicted model, not a curated record. The transcript has a single exon. Bases 1 to 408 code for a protein of 135 amino acids.
AUGAGCGCUGAUGAACAAAUGAUCCAAGAUUUUCCGGGUUUGAUAAAGGAGCUUGAGGACAUUGCGCUUGAGAGGAUUGCUCACAACGAUGAAAGGAUUGCAGAAUAUUUAUGUACGGUGUACAAGGAACUUUUAGGUUAUAUGGAAGAUAAAACCGCAUUUCAAGAAUCUUUCAAGAAUUUAGAAAUUACUGAUCUUACAAUAAAAGACUUUCGAGAGAUGGCUCUCAGACUUUCUAAAAGGACUGGAAUACCUUAUACGAAAAAACUAAAGAAUCAACCAACACUUUACAGAUGGUAUAUAAUGUUUUGGCCAGAAAUCAAAGAUCACAUCAAAGAUGUGUAUAACGAACUUAAACAUGGGUAUAAGGAUGAUGAAAAUAAGGAGCAUGAAAAGAACGAUGACUAA